CACGUGACCAGGUGACAGCCUUCGCUCGGUGGCGGGGCUCGCUCGUGGUGCUGCGGCACAGGACGGGAUGGCGGAGGCACCUCCGGUCUCAGGCACUUUUAAAUUCAGUACAGAUGCUGCUGAGUUCAUUCCUCAGGAGAGAAGAAAUUCUGGUCUGAAUUGUGGGACCCAAAGAAGACUAGACUCUAGGAUUGGGAGAAGAAAUUACAGUUUCUCACCUCCCUGUCACCUUCCCAGGCAGAAUCCCUACGAUGACGUCUCUGCUAUUCAUCAGCACAGUUAUGCCUCUGGAAGCAAACCCAAGAGUCACCAGGUGUUUUUCCAGUCUAAUAAAUCACUCAAGAACCAUGGCCUUCACAAUCAGCCAUGGCAGAAGUUGAGGAAUGAAAAACACCAAAGCAGAGUCAAGAAAUCACAAGGGCUCACUGACCAGACGUCAGAUGCGUCCAGUUUAGAAAGUGUGACCAGGUCAGAGAGUGGAGUAGACCUAAGGGAGCAUAGCCCUUCUGAAAGUGAGAAAGACGUGGUUAUUGCAGAUCCUAGGGGAGCAAAGCCCAAAAAGGCAGCACAGCUUACAUACAACUACGGCAGAGGGCCAAAGGCCAAAGGGAAGCCCAAAUGCGAGCUGGGUAGUAGAAUGAGCCCGAAGUCUGAGGAUGAAAACACCAGACCUGUGGGGGCUUCCCAGACUGACUUUUCAGAUGCGGCCUGUAGAAAGGCUGUAGUGGAUAGCUGCGUGUCGAGACGGAACGAGCAGAGAAGAUACCCACAGAAAAGGCCUCCGUGGGAGGUGGAGGGUGCCAGACCACGACCAGGCAGGAACCCACCCAAACAGGAAAGUCAGCGACAUUUAAAUUCAGGGCCUAAAAACAACAUGCCCCCCAUUCCAAAGGAUAAUCUCAGAGAAAGACCAACAAAGUCAGCCUGUGACACUGGGAAUUUGGCCGUUGUCAACAAGUCUUCCAGAAGGGUUGACCAAGAGAAGAAUGCAGGAAGGAGACAGGACCCUCAAGUGCUCUCUCCUUUCCCCAGAGGCAAACAGAGCCAUGUGCUGAAGAAUGUGGAAACACAUACAGGUUCCCUAAUUGAGCAGCUAACUACAGAAAAAUACGAAUGUAUGGUGUGCUGUGAAUUGGUUCAAGUUACAGCCCCAGUGUGGAGCUGUCAGAGCUGUUUUCACGUCUUUCAUUUAAACUGCAUUAAGAAGUGGGCCCGGUCUCCAGCAUCUCAUGCAGAUGGCCAGAGUGGUUGGAGGUGCCCUGCUUGUCAGAAUGUUUCUGCACAUGUUCCUAAUACUUAUACUUGUUUCUGUGGUAAAGUAAAGAAUCCUGAAUGGAGCAGAAAUGAAAUUCCACAUAGUUGUGGUGAGGUUUGUAGGAAGAAACAGCCUGGCCAGGACUGUCCACAUUCCUGUAACCUUCUCUGCCAUCCUGGACCCUGCCCGCCCUGCCCUGCUUUUACAACUAAAGCAUGUGAAUGUGGACGCACCAGGCACACAGUUCGCUGUGGUCAGGCUGUCUCGGUCCACUGUUCUAACGUGUGUGAAAAUAUUUUGAACUGUGGUCAACACCACUGUGCUGAGCUGUGCCAUGGGGGUCAGUGCCAGCCUUGCCGGAUCAUAUUAAACCAGAUGUGCUACUGUGGCAGCACCUCCCGAGAUGUGUUAUGUGGAACAGAAGUGGGGAAAUCUGAUGGAUUUGGGGACUUCAGCUGUUUAAAGAUAUGUGGCAAGGACUUGAAAUGUGGGAACCAUACCUGUUCUCAAGUGUGCCACCCUCAGCCUUGCCAGCCUUGCCCACGGCUCCCCCAUUUGGUGCGAUGUUGCCCUUGUGGCCAGACACCUCUCAGCCAGUUACUGGAACUUGGAAGUAAUGGUCGGAAAACAUGCAUGGAUCCUGUCCCUUCGUGUGGAAAAGUGUGUGGCAAACCCUUGUCCUGUGGUUCCUCAGAUUUUAUCCAUACCUGUGAGAAGCUCUGCCAUGAAGGAGACUGUGGACCAUGCUCUCGUACGUCAGUCAUUUCCUGCAGAUGCUCUUUCAGGACAAAGGAGCUUCCGUGUACCAGUCUUAAAAGUGAAGAUGCUACAUUUAUGUGUGACAAGCGGUGUAACAAGAAACGAUUGUGUGGCCGGCAUAAGUGUAACGAGAUAUGCUGUGUGGACAAGGAGCACAAGUGUCCUUUGAUUUGUGGGAGGAAGCUCCGUUGUGGCCUUCAUCGGUGUGAAGAACCUUGUCAUCGAGGGAACUGUCAGACCUGCUGGCAAACCAGUUUUGAUGAAUUAACCUGCCACUGUGGCGCCUCCGUGAUCUACCCACCAGUCCCCUGUGGAACUAGGCCUCCCGAGUGUUCUCAGACCUGUGCCAGAGUCCACGAAUGUGACCAUCCAGUGUAUCAUUCUUGUCACAGUGAGGAGAAGUGUCCCCCCUGUACCUUCUUAACUCAGAAGUGGUGCAUGGGCAAGCAUGAGGAGCUCACUCUUAAGAAACUUUGGACUUUUAAAGAGACUUUGGACUUUUGAAGUGUUGGAAUUUUUGAAGACUUUGGGGGGCUUUUUUGAGUUGGACUAUAUUUUAUAUUAAGAUAUUGCCAUGAGAUUUGGGGGCAAGAAAUGUAAAAUUAUUGUUCAUAGUGAUAUGUUUGUGUGCUAACUUGACAAGGGGUGGAUUGUGCUGGUUUAAUUGUUAAUUUGACCCAACCUAGAAUCACCCAGGAAGAGGGUCUUAAUGAGAAGUUACUUAGAUCAGAUUCGGCCUGUGGGUGUGUCUGUGGGGAUUACCUUGAUUGUUAGUUAAUUAAUGUGGGAAGACACAGCCCACUGUGAGAGGCAGAAAAUCCUAAACUAUGUGAAUGGAGAGAUGAAGCUGAGCAGCAAGCAAUGUGCAUGUAUUCAUUUCUCUCCUCCCUGUGUGGACAUGACUAGCUGCUUGAGUUCCUGCCUUGACUAAAUGCAAUAAUGACUGUAACCUGGAAUUGUAAGACAAAUAAACCCUUUCCUCCUCUAUGUUUCUUUUUGUCAGGCUAUUUUAUGUCAGCAACAGAAAUGACAAGAGUCCUGUGACUGAGCUGUAGCCCUAGCCAGUGAAAGAACUGUUCUUUAACACUUUGUUGUAUAGCCAGGGAUAUGUGAUUCAUGCUUCUACUCCCAAGAUGAUACAUUUUGUGGCCUGCUCUGUUACUUCAUAACAUAACUCUUGAUAUCUGUAACAUGUUUUCAAUAUUUUUUUCACCUUUAAAGGACAUAUUUUCUCUGUACUUAUUUCCUGUGGUGGUUCAAGUCAUAGCCCUUCAUGUUCCUUCUCUUUAUAUCAUUUUUGUGGUUGCUUUGAGGCAGGAUUUUGUAUAGCUCAAAUUGGCGUCGAAUUUGCCACCUCGCCAAAUCUCUUGGACUCCUGAUCCUCCUGACUCUAUCUCCUACAGGCAUGCUUUCAGUCUGGAUCUUACUUCCUCUGUCAACUUCUCUGCUGUAAAAUGCUCGUGUGUUAUCUUUAUUCAGUAAAUAAUAGCUGAACACCUACUCUGUGCCGGAUACUAGACUAGGUAUGGGGUGAUUGACUGACACACUUCUGCCCUUGUGGGACCACUAUGCAGGGGUGAGUCCGCAGACAGUUGUUAAGUUCCAUAAUGUGAAGAAUGCAGAGUCCUCGGGGCUUAGAUCUGACAAAGUCAUUCAACAUGAAAUAACACUAGAAAGGACAGUAAGAUGCAAGCAAGUCAAGUGAGGAGUGGGUGACAAGAACACAGAACAUACGCAGGAUGUAGCCCUAAUUCCAAAGCAAUUGGGAGCAUGUGUGUUCUAGAUCUGGAGGCCUCUUCAAAUGGUGUUAUUGGAGCUAGAUGUUGUAGCAAAUGCUUGUGAUCUCACCAUUAGAAAGGCUGAACGAAAGGAAGGAAGACAGACUUCAAGGCUAGCCUGGGUUGCACAGCAAGACUCCAUGUCAAAAUAAAAAGUCGUGUGUUACUGGAAUGAAAAUUGUUUCCAAAUUUCAACAGCUCUUGAAGGAAUUUGAGUGAAUACAUAAAAGUAACCUUGAAGCUAAGCAUAGCAGCACAUACCUGUAGUCCCGGCACUUGGGGAAGCGGAACAAGAAAAUCAAGAGUUCAAAGCUAGCCUGUACUACAUAGACCCUGUUUCAACCAGGCAGU
This is a messenger RNA of Microtus ochrogaster (prairie vole), 4143 nucleotides long. It is a transcript of the gene Nfx1, whose product is annotated as nuclear transcription factor, X-box binding 1. Gene Ontology annotation, molecular function: RNA polymerase II transcription regulatory region sequence-specific DNA binding; DNA-binding transcription factor activity, RNA polymerase II-specific; zinc ion binding. The record is from RefSeq and is a predicted model, not a curated record. Gene Ontology annotation, biological process: negative regulation of transcription by RNA polymerase II. NCBI's taxonomy places the organism in Eukaryota, Metazoa, Chordata, Mammalia, Rodentia, Cricetidae. Gene Ontology annotation, cellular component: nucleus.